Rhipicephalus microplus (southern cattle tick) is the source of this 4474-nucleotide messenger RNA. RefSeq lists its product as uncharacterized. Gene Ontology annotation, molecular function: RNA polymerase II cis-regulatory region sequence-specific DNA binding; RNA polymerase III type 3 promoter sequence-specific DNA binding. The record is from RefSeq and is a predicted model, not a curated record. Gene Ontology annotation, cellular component: snRNA-activating protein complex. NCBI's taxonomy places the organism in Eukaryota, Metazoa, Arthropoda, Arachnida, Ixodida, Ixodidae. Gene Ontology annotation, biological process: snRNA transcription by RNA polymerase III; snRNA transcription by RNA polymerase II.
GGAACAACCAGAUCGCCAUCGCCAUCCCGUUGAUCAAAUCUGUAGCGCUUCUAUCGUUUGCUGUAACGCAUUUAGUCGAUCUCUAGACUAAUUGCGUCUUGUUAACUGCUUCAAAAACUCUGCAAACAUGGCGAAGUUGAUGUAAGUUGUGAAAUUCCGCAGACACCCUACGAGAUGCUGUAAAAAAGGCGGACAAGUUGUGGAUUUCCGUAGUGCGCCGAACUACCUAUUUCAUUCGACUCUAGGACAAAGGCCUUGCACAGUGAUCUCCAGUUUACUCCGGCAUGUAUACAACUUUGGAAUUCUGCAGCCUCCUAUAAGGCGAAUGAACACAGGCCUGCACAAAGGGGAGUGCAGUCAUUACUGAUUCAGGAGCCGGAUGGCUGGUGACUUUGCCUUUGGAAAACAUUAGUGGAAAGAGUAUUCUGCGAGAGCAGCCAGACCGGUGCAGAAUUCCAUGGAAGAGGCUGUACUACCAGAUAUUCAUCAUGUUGACCGAGCAACCCAAGAUCAAGGAAAGCCUGUUUCCCCAGGCUUCUGUGGCACUCUUCAAAGUGAUGCAGUAUCUGCAAAGGAGGAGCAACCUCUUGGGACCAUCAGUCAUGAUCACCUUGAACCUUUAGCAGGACUCGGCGAAACAAUAGGACAGGCUGAAGCUGCAUGCCAAACAGAGCCAGAGCCCUUAGGAAAUCUAGUCAUCCUUCUGUCAACAACAGAUGGGUCCGAGGCGUCGACUCAAGUUUCUCACAUCGUACAAUGUGACAAGGGGACCCAGGAGGCAGAGAGUGGCUGUAGCACAUCCCAGGAUGCAAAGCCCAGCUCAAGUCAUGUCGUGACGCUCUACACGAGCCGCCGGAAGAGGAACCGCUACAAACGGUCCCUGGAUCCCAACUUGCGACACGAGCCCUGGAGAGCGGUGGAAGAUAUCAUGCUGCUCAUCGCCGUUAGGCUCCAUGGGGACACUGACUGGACUGAGGUGGCUAGCAUGGUGCCUGGCCAUGGAGAAGAACAAUGCAGAGAUCGCUACAGGGAGUUCUUUGACCCGUUGUUCGCCUUGGGCCCGUACACAGCAGAGGAAGAUUACACGCUCUUGCUGCUUAUUGAGAAGCACGGACUUGGCCAGUGGGUCAAGCUGGCACAGGAGAUGCCCUGGCGUUCGAUCAACUCAGUGAAGGGCCGCUAUCGGCUGCUGUGCGAGACCCUUGGCAUCGCGCGUCCAACCCCGGUGGACCUGGAGCGCUACUUGUCGGGUCCUGUGGGUCCCGUGACGAACGUAGAGCAACGCACUCGACGGAUGAGGAGGGAAAAGCGCCUGGAGGUGUACCGGACCCUCCUGUACCUGCACCUGCUGCGGACCAAAACAAUGAAGCGUACUGCCGCAAUGCUGCUAAAGGGCCAAGGUGAACGGGCGGAUUUGACGAUGUGCAUGAGGCUGUACCGAAAGGUCUGGCGGCUUGACCAGGAGAAGCGCCCACCACGAAGGCCAAAGCUAGUGCGCAAGGCAUUGAACAAGGCCAUUGCCCAGUACGCGCAGACAGCGUGUCGAGUCAGGGUCUCACCACCCAGCCUAUGUGUCUACGAGCACCAGGAGUGGCAUGCUGUGGCAAAUGUGCUGCAUGACCUGCAUGGCUUGCCAAUGCCACCUCCGAACUCCGAAGUUGAGAAAGUGGGCACCGUCCCCAUGUUUGAAGAGUUCUUCUCAAAGGAGGUGCUUAGCGUGCCAGGCGGAUUUCAGCCUAACGAUGGCAGCCUCGUACUACCCCUGCUGCCACCUAACGAGACCACUGUACCUGCUUUUGGGAGGCUGUUGGAUCGCUUUACCAACGGUAACCUCGCGGAAUCCUUGCCGAGGUUGCUAGACGGCCACAUGUUUUCUGAACUCUGUUUAGCUCUUGAUGCCGACUGCAUCGAGGACAUUCGCUGUACCGAGUGCGCAUCGGGAAGUCUCUUGGAGCUCUCGCCCAUCACUGCAAAGGCUUUGCAGAAGCCCUGCUUUCGCUGCAGCGAGCUACAGACAAUGCGUAAGAAUUACGAGGUUCUGCAGGCGCGUUUCAUCUCGUACUUCUUCUGGCCUGCCGUCUUAGACACUAUGGAUGUUGCUGAGACGGUUCAGGUUCCUUCUCAGAAAUGCAAGCAAUCCAAGAGAAGAUACAAGCUGGCCAAGAAUAGGAAACCGUGGGUGAGGCGGAAGUGGGAAGAGCGCAGGCAAACAAAAGCGGCGCAAGUAGCAGCAGCAGCAGCAAGUGCCGCAGCACAGGGGGUUGAUGCUCCAGAAGAGGAUGGCAACAGCGAAUCCCCUGGCACUUCAGCAACGCUCGCUUGAAUGCAUCUGCUAUUUGGGGACAUAAACGUUGCCUUGUGAAAUGCACUUGUGGUAUUUGUGAGAAGACGUUACUCACUGACUGAGUCUGAAUAUACUGUUUAUUUGCGGUGGUCUCUUACGACUGUCCCUCACUGAUUGAGUCAGAAUAUUAGAUGCGAAGCAGCUCUUUGACUAGCCUGUGUAAUGCUGUCUCUCCGUCCCCAUCAUUACCCUCGCCGCAGGUGGCGGAGCAGUGCCAAGUAGCUCACACCCUUCUAGCAGUACGCGGCGACGUCUCUCCCUCGCCUGUCGAGUGCUCGCUGCGUGUCAGCUCUCUCGCUUCACCCUCUCCACCGCUCGAGCCCUCUCCUCACAUGGGCAUCAUUUCAUUCGUGCCAUGUCUCUCCAUCUGUUGGCGAGAAGAAGCCCCGAGAUGGCAGGUGCGGGCGCCGCUUGCAUCUCGAAAAUUAUAGAGCGCCGACAAUGUGGACAGCGUGCCGCUGCUUGCCGGACAAUCGCACCGACGGGCGGGACGAAGUCGCAUUCAAGAAUACAGACGGCGUGUGGGUAACACUGACGAGAUGCGAGCCAAGGAAGCCGAACGCGUCUUCAAAGCAUCCCGCCUCUUGUGUCUUUGCGUUUCAAACAAACGUUUAUCAAGUAAUUGCUACACUGAGUUUGGCUUCAAAUCCUUGUUCCAGCACCUGUGUCGACGCCAGUUUCAACCGGGUCAACGCUGUGCGGACCGUUGCUGCUUUGUAUCCAAUCAUAGUUCCUUUCGGGGAGAGAGACCAUAGUUUAUUGUUUCACACGCAGCAAUGUUGCCAUGUCGAUAUAAAGUCUAAUUGCAGUUCAUUAAUUUGCUCAUUCAUCCAUCUCAUUUAUGGACAGUUACUCCAAACAUGCCAUAAAUCUUUUGUAUGAAGUAAAACCACAAACUGACCUCAUGCCCCGCUCUAUUGUUGUGCUGUCGAUUGUGUUGCUGAACGUAAACCCCAUUUGACAGGGACGACGGUGCUCCCUGGCUGUGUGCUGCCAUCAAAAAUGCUAAUGUGUUGAGAAGCCAAAGCUGCUUAUUUAACUAUGGUUUGUGUUCACUGCUCUUUCAUUCCAAGUAUAGUUGAUAGGUAGCACAUGAGUGCAGUCAUAUGGUUUUAUUUCACAAUUUGCGUAAUUCCUUUAAAGGGGCCCUAAAACACUUUCUUGAGUAACCAUAGAAAUAAUUCACUAGAAAAGCGUAUUGCCUCACAAAUUGAAUGCCGCAAACAUUUAAAAAAUUCAUCCAGUACGAGCGGAGUUACAAGGAUUUGUCACAACUGGAAUCACAUUUUCUCUUCUCUCGUCCUGAGGUAAGCACUGGAAGCUAAGCAGGGAUGGGUUGGAGGGGCAAAUAAAAAACUUCACUCGCGCCUCGUGACCUUGACCACUUUUUUUUUCGUCGAAUACGUGGCUUUUUUAGUGCGAUUGCACGCUCAUGCUUGGACAAGUGACGGCCUCCCUCGGCGAUCUCUGUAACGACCGAGAGCGCCAUGUUCGAAUCAGCGAAUGGCUGAUAGAUUGACUUACUACGAGUGAUUUUUGGCCUUAUUACGUGAUUUGUUGAGAGAAGAGAAAGGAAUUUUUAGCUGACAUUGAUAAUUUAUUGUGAAUUCCAGGCCGCGUGCUGCAGUAUAAUAUUUGAUUCACGUGUUGUCGGGAGCCUCUACUACUGAUCGGCAGCAUUUUCUUACCAUGCUCAAAAAACUGUUGCAGGGCCCCUUUAAGCACAGGAAAGAUCACCAUGCAUGACAUGUACGUUGCCACAAGAAGUUGCAUAGGUUGCUUUGGAAUGCCCUCUAUAACCUAACGAACUGCGCUUACCCUGAAAUUCAAUAAUAAAAAGUGUAGUGUUGUUUAUCUUAGUUCACUAAUAGACUGAUCUCGCCGUGAGUCACACUACGCCAUCACUGCCGCGAUGCAUGCCAGUACUUGGAGUACUCUGUAUGUUCAGCUGCAUUGGUGAGCUGUAUCAACAAACUUUGGCAGCCGUAUUUGGAUGAAUCGUGAUGCUUGGGUUCAUGUGCUGUGUGCUGGGAUGCUAAAGCAGCAGCCUAGGACAGAAUAGCUCAGUAUUUCACGUGUUUUCAAAGGAUAUCAAACUGGUCAAAUAAUAAAGUUUGACGGAGCAGCAAA